Molecule: messenger RNA, 984 nt
Organism: Ziziphus jujuba (common jujube)
Lineage: Eukaryota; Viridiplantae; Streptophyta; Magnoliopsida; Rosales; Rhamnaceae
Product: pectinesterase inhibitor 6
Exons: 1
Coding region: 146-745 (199 amino acids)
Biological process (GO): negative regulation of catalytic activity
Molecular function (GO): enzyme inhibitor activity
Source: RefSeq, a predicted model, not a curated record
UUUAACAUCACAAACUACUCUUCAUCUCUAGAAAAAUAUAUUUCUCAAUCCUCUCAUCUUCUACAUUUUUCUUUGACACAUUUUUAAAAAAAAAAUAUAACCCACUAUUGAUCAUCCAAGAUUUUCUCAGCUAGACUCAAUUACAAUGGCAAAUGACAUCAAAUUCCUAGUCAUGACUUUCUUUCUUGUAGCAUGGUUAGCGAGCUUAGGCCAAUGUGCAAGUGCAAAUGGGAAAAACAAAUAUGUUCGAGAUGCUUGCAGGGUGACCAGGUAUCCGGACCUUUGCAUCCACUCGCUAGCACCGUUUUCGAACACGGCCAAGACAAGUCCUACCCUUUGGGCAAGAGCAGGGGUCUCAGUCACACUAAGCGAAGCCAAGAGCGUUGCUAGAUAUCUUGUGAGGUUGAAAAGCCAGAGGAGCAGUUUCAGGGGAAGAAACAGUGCUGCCCUGUCUGACUGCAUAGAGUGUUUUGAGAAUGUCAUUGACGAACUUCACAAAUCUCUGAGAGUGUUGAGGAGUCUAAGCAGGGGAACAUUCAGCACUCAAAUGGCGGACCUGAACACUUGGCUGAGCGCUGCACUUACUGAUGAGGACACUUGUUUGGAUGGGUUCGCGGGUCAAAAAGGAAAGCUGAUCAAGUUUCUUCUGAAUCGGGUUUCGAAAGCUAGUUAUAUUACAAGUAAUGCACUGGCUCUUGCUAACAAGCUUGCCGCCACUGGUCUUGGAAGUGUCAUUGACCCAUGAAAGUUUCUAUAAGAUAGUGUCACGUAUAAUGCUUAUCUAUACGCUAUUUUAACAUAUUUAUAUAUAGAGUUAGAGCUAAUAAUGAAUAAACAAAAGCUGUAUAUAAUGCUUCUUUAAUGUUUUAUUCCCAUUGUGAAAGUAUUUAUAUAUAUAUAUAUAUAUAUUAGUUCGUCCAAGAUUGAGAUUUCCGCUUUGUUUUAUCCUUUUGUGAGAUUUAUAUAUAAAUUUUAUUGGACCUA